This is a messenger RNA of Mercurialis annua (annual mercury), 2065 nucleotides long. RefSeq lists its product as uncharacterized. Gene Ontology annotation, biological process: attachment of GPI anchor to protein. The record is from RefSeq and is a predicted model, not a curated record. The transcript is spliced from 13 exons. Gene Ontology annotation, cellular component: GPI-anchor transamidase complex. NCBI's taxonomy places the organism in Eukaryota, Viridiplantae, Streptophyta, Magnoliopsida, Malpighiales, Euphorbiaceae. Bases 21 to 1874 code for a protein of 617 amino acids.
GCAAAUCAUUUUGAUCAAAAAUGGCGGAAACUGGAAUCUCAGAUGCUACAACAAAAUCGACCGAGCAACAAGAACAGAAACCCAAAAUGGAGCCGGAAGACGAUCAAAUAUCAGAAGCGUCGGAAAACACCGAAUCGCCGGCAGAAGAACCGAUCAAAUUCGAUCCAGAAACCAUGCGCACUACUAAACCUAAACUCAAGCGUCUCUUCCUCACUCUCACAGUCCUCUUCUCCUUCGUCCUAGGUUUACCUUUCUUAUGGAAAUCAGUAGAAAUCUACAGAUCAUCGUUACCAUUCGACGACAUGGAAAAACUCUCAAACGAAAUCCAAUCAAAUCCAUUACCGCUUCAUUUCCAAGCUGUUUUCAUCGCUUCACCGAACCCUAAUCUCAAUCGCCAUACCUUACACUCAUCUCUAUCAUCUCAAAUUACCAAACUAACCUCACAACAACAACAACAAACUAAUAAUGAUGCUAAUUUCACUCUCUCUGUUAGCAUUUGCAAUGCUGAUGAUCAUAACUUAUCUAGCUUAUGUGGAGCGCUUGCAGCCGUUGAUUUGAAGUUUGGUGAUGAUGAGAGUGUUGAUGAGGUUUUGCAGAGCGUUUUGAGUGAUAGUAGAGUGUAUACUGUUGUGGUGCAUGUGACGGGGGAGGAGGGGGUGACGGUUGUGGUGGGGAAGUAUCGGCAUGCGGUGGUUGUGGUAGGGAAGGAAGUGGAUAUUGAGGAGGCGGCGGUGGUGGAGAGAAUUGCGGAGGUGUUUGUGAAUGUGUUUGGUAAUGGAGGUAGAGAUGAAGGUUUUGUUCAUGAGGAGUUUAUGCCUGUUGGUUCCGAUGGAAGGAUUGUUUUGUCGUUUAAUUUGCUUAACUCGAAUCCGCACGAUUGGAUUUAUGAUUGGGAUUUUCAGAGAAUAGAUGAGACGUUAUUGGCUCCGGUGAUUGAAGCAUUGGCACCUAUAGCAAAUAUAAGCGUGGAAAGCCAAGUUCUGUACCAUACACCUAAGUCUACUUAUUCUUCCUGGGAUGACAAGCUGGACAGUUAUGUCUUUAAUGUUAAUGACCUUCCAUUCUUUGUGAACUCAAAUGAAUGGCACUUGGAUACUUCUACUGCAGCUGGUGGGCGAUCAAAGAUAUUGCAAUUUGUGGUAUAUGUACCAUCUGCUGAUGAAUGUCCUCUUCUUCUGAAGCUUCCAAAUGGACAAGUUUCUGCAACAAAUGGCUUCAUUUCCCCUAUGUGGGGAGGAGUUACAGUGUGGAAUUCCCCAAGCUGUUCAAAAGAUUCAGAAGGUGAGCUUCCCGAGAGGCAUAUGAUAUCUACUCAGGAACUUCAGAAGAUAUUUGAAGUUUUCAUGGGGCAAUUUCGGCAACUUUUUGGUCUCAAAUCUGGUAGUAUUUAUGUUGGUGCAUACGGCAGUUACAACCUCUUAUCUAGUGAAAGGGGCUUCACACAAUGGGAACUGGAUGUCUUGUCAAGGCAGCAUACUUAUUUUAAUCUUCACUCAAGCGCUACAACACUUGGAUCUCUGUCUAGAUUGGUUCAAUCUUUACCUAGAAUGAUCAUUACGGAUGAGAUAGGAAAGCAGGUAACAUUCUCACUUGAAUCAGCAAAACUAGCUCAAAGCAAUGCCUCUCUUGGAGUUUAUGAUGCCUCAGCUGUUUCCUCUAGGCAGGCGAGAUCUUUGGCAGAGGAUGCUUUUUUCCACCCUUCUAUUAUGUCUGUCAGCUACUACUCAUUUGAACAUUGUUUUGCUGUCUACUCGCCAUUCUUCCUUCCAGUUACAAUGCAUGUUGUGCUUGCAGCAGUAAGAGAAUUGAGUAGAUACAAGAAAGAAAAUGCCAAGUACUUGUUUUGGAAAGCUAAAGGAGAGCCAGCACUAUAGCAAGUCCCUUAGAGAUAGUAUAACGAUGACAGAAGAAAUUUUGUCCAAAGGAACUGCAUUUAGGAUAAUAUUUUUUGUUUCCAUUUUUGGCAGCUCAUUAGCUUGUAUACAUCAUGUCGAAAGUUCUCGGGUUCAAAAUUCGCGCUGUUUCCUUGCUUUAUUAUGCCUAUGAAGUAAUCAUUUUAUCUCAA